AUGCCUUCGACAACACAAACAAAAAAAAAGCUGUUUGUUGAAAAGGGUAAAGCUAGUUUCUUGCAGGACUUGUUUCAAUUUCAUGAGAAAAACGGUACACCUUUCGUGCGUUUGCCGAAAAUAUGUGGACGCGAUGUGGAUUUGCAUAAGCUUUACUCAAUCGUUAUUGGUCGGGGUGGUUGGUUGAAAGUUAAUGCCCGCGAGGACUGGGAUGAAGUGAUAGAUGAAAUGAAACUUCCGAAACACUGUGUUAAUAAUGAGCUUGCUAUCAAGCAAAUAUAUAUUCGAUUUUUGGACAGAUACGAACGGGUUAAUUUCCACGGGGAAGAAAAAGAUCCCGCAGAUGAGGAAGACGAGGAGAAAAGACGCAUCCGAAGAUGGUCGGCCCGAAUGCUACAUUCUAUACCGGCAGUGUAUAACCAUGCACAACAUAACAUACCAGAAGCGAUGAGAGCUUCGCUGAAUUUGUCAUGUGAUUUGUAUAAACCUACCGAGUACAAGUUAAUGUUAUCUCUUUUGUCUCCGCUGCCGAAUGAGCAGGAUUUUGCUAUAAACGUGUGUACACUGAUGUCUAAUGAAAGUAAACAUACUCUGAAAGUUGAUAAAUGCCCAAAAUUAGUUGAGGGUCUGUUGGCUCACGGGGGAGUCUUUAACCAUUACACCGACGACACGACCUGCCACUCGUCUAUCUAAACUGUAUCGUAAAUUUAACUACCCCUCAGUAACUGGUAAUGUCAAAACGAAAUUGAUUGAAAAAUUAUUGAAACUGGCAACAAAAAUCGAAAACUGUUGAUUUUUAAUAACAAUUACCAGAACCAUGGCUACGUAUGUUGUUUAUUUGAAAUAUGCUAUAUAAAUAAUCUCAAAACGAAUUUUGAGGUUUUUGCGAGCCGGAAGAAAUACGGACGGUUGGUUACAUUAUCCCUAGGAUCUGCUUGGCACUUGGCUUCGUUUAGCACCCCCCAAAAAGCAGAAACUGUAGAGCAUAGAGCAACUGUUCGACAAGAUGUACAUAGUGCUUAGUCUUAUCUCGUUUGCCGAGAAAACCAAAAAAAAAAACUAUAUGCGGAAAUGCCUCACUCGAAAUGUCGUGAUCGAUCACGAGUCACGCCAGCUGAUUAUCGAGUAGAACGGGCAAAUGAAGCAGAUUUUGUGCGUUAACGUAGUCAAACUGGGAACAUUAGCUGAGGUUUUGCUCGUGAAGGAAACUUUUAAGUACGGCAUGUACUUAGUAGUCUAAAUGAUCGGGCAUCCUACGUACGAUGAUACAAAACAUGGAAAUGGUUGAGUAAUUGAAAUAAAAGACAGCAAACAAAAGAAAUUGUUACUUAUUGUUAAGGCCAUUUAAUGAAAAAAUCAACAAGAAUUAUAAACUAGAUUGUUUGACAACUUGAAACAAAUUGAGCUACUACCUACUUUUUUAUUGUUUGAUUCUUGUAACCGUAUCCUACAUCGUAAUCGUCAGAACAUUUCAAAACUCACGAUAAAUGCAUUAUUUUUAAUGCUUGACCAUGAAUUGUGUUUCUUACAAAACCAUUUGCAACUCCCGUCUUUGAGACGCCUGAAACUAGAACAUGUUGACUGGU
Messenger RNA from Malaya genurostris, 1586 nucleotides. RefSeq names its product AT-rich interactive domain-containing protein 2-like. NCBI's taxonomy places the organism in Eukaryota, Metazoa, Arthropoda, Insecta, Diptera, Culicidae. The transcript has 3 exons. The record is from RefSeq and is a predicted model, not a curated record. Gene Ontology annotation, cellular component: SWI/SNF superfamily-type complex. Gene Ontology annotation, molecular function: DNA binding. Bases 1 to 693 code for a protein of 230 amino acids.